CCCCAAAGCCUGCUUCCCGGCCCCCCGCAGAGGCGGCGCCUGGAGCAGAGUCCGGGUGCCUGGUGCCGGCUGCGCGCGUCUCCUCCUCUGCAUCUGCGGCAGGCGAGCUGUCAGCCACCCACCCCACCGCCGGCCCCUGGUGCUCCCGGCCGCCUGAGCCCCCCAGAGGAACCUCCCUGCAAUGACAGAAAACCUUCCCGGCUGGGGCUGCUCGAGAGCUCAAGGUCAUCACCCUAAUCAGUCCCUCCCUCCUGGCUGCCUUUCUCAUGUCUGUAAAGUACAGCAUAAUAACUACCAUCACAAGCUGCAUUUAAGGGUCAGCAGUCACCGGGCUAAGCACUUUGUGCACCUGAUGAAGCUGGGCUGCGAGGAUGUGGUCCAGCCUGCAUGACUGGCUGUGGCACGAGAGGUUCUGGCUCCCCCCGAACGUCUCAUGGGCUCAACUGGAGGACCGCGAUGGCCUGGUCUUCCCCCACCCCCGGGACACACUGAUGGCUCUGCCCCUGGCGCUGGCCCUGGUGGUCGUUCGCUUCACCUUCGAGAGAUUCAUUGGCCUGCCCCUGAGCCGGUGGCUGGGCGUGCGGAACCAGACCAGGAGGCCAGCGAAGCCCAAUGCCACGCUGGAGAAGUACUUCUUAAUGAAAGGGCGGAAACCCACAGAGUCCCAGAUGAACCUCCUGGCCACCCAGUGUGGCCUCACACUGCGGCAGACUCAGUGCUGGUUCCGGAGACGCCGGAAUCAGGACCGGCCCUGCCUGACCAAGAAGUUCUGUGAGGCCAGCUGGAGGUUUGCCUUCUAUCUGUGCUCCUUCAUCAGUGGAACCAUGGUUCUUUAUCACGAGUCGUGGCUGUGGACGCCGGUCACGUGCUGGGAAAAUUACCCACAUCAGCCCAUGAAGCCAGGCCUGUACCACUGGUACCUCUUGGAGCUGAGUUUCUACGUCUCUCUGCUGAUGACACUGCCCUUUGACACCAAGCGCAAGGACUUCAAGGAGCAGGUGAUCCAUCACUUCGUGACCAUCAUCCUGAUCAGCUUCUCCUAUAGCUUGAAUCUGAUGCGCAUCGGCUCCCUGGUGCUGCUGCUGCAUGAUUCCUCCGAUUACCUGCUGGAGGCCAGUAAAUUGUUCAACUACACACGCUGGCGGCGCCUGUGCGACACUCUGUUCAUCAUCUUCUCGCUGGUUUUUUUCUACACUCGCCUUGUGCUCUUCCCCACCCAGAUCCUCUAUACCACGUACUACGAGUCCAUUAUCAACCUGGGCCCCUUCUUCGGCUACUACUUCUUGAACAUACUUCUGGUGGUUCUACAGCUACUGCAUGUGUUCUGGUCUUGCCUCAUCCUCCGCAUGAUCUACAGCUUCAUAAAGAAAGGCCAGAUGGAGAAGGAUGUUCGCAGUGACGUGGAGGAGUUAGACUCCAGCGAUGGGGAGGCGGCCGAGGAGUGUCCUCAGAUGAAGAACGGGGCGGCGCCGCGGCCCGGAGCAGCCCCCACUGACGGCCCUCGGAGCCGGGCAGUCGGUCGCAUGGCCAACGGGCACACACCAGACACGUAGCCGGCCAGAGGACUGGCCGCGAGGGGGCUGCCCCAGCGCCGGGCAGCUCCGAUCUGUGGGGCAGCUGGACUGGGGGAUCUCGGGCAGACUUUGUGGAGACGGGGAGGGCCCCAGGUGGGUGGGGCUGAUGAUCAGUCUCCAGCCCCUUCCUUCAACCCACCCUCCCGCCUUCUCUGAGCAACCGACGGAGCUGCGGGAAGGGAGGAGGGGCGGCGGGCAGCUACACGGACGCUGCAGCCCGCCAGCGCCACCUGCAGGCUGCAGCCUGGCAAAUGUGAAGAGCCCCGGGCUGAAAGGGGUCCAAUAAACAUUGACCGGAA
Molecule: messenger RNA, 1873 nt
Organism: Dama dama (fallow deer)
Lineage: Eukaryota; Metazoa; Chordata; Mammalia; Artiodactyla; Cervidae
Gene: CERS4
Product: ceramide synthase 4
Exons: 12
Coding region: 372-1553 (393 amino acids)
Biological process (GO): ceramide biosynthetic process
Cellular component (GO): membrane
Molecular function (GO): DNA binding; sphingosine N-acyltransferase activity
Source: RefSeq, a predicted model, not a curated record